AUGGCAUCAGAUGAUCCAAAGAAAGGCAUGUUGGUUGGCCUUUCACCGGAGGAUGUCGCGAAGCAUGGAAUCAACAUUUUUGCUUCUGAGCUUACACCAGAAGACCUUUGGGGGCCAACUCCUCCGUCAGGGGGAGCCUUCUUGGAUUUGGUUUUGGAGUUCUAUGGGGUUGGUUCCCAUGAUGUUCCUUUCUUCUUCAAUGGACCCAAUGGUGAGAAAUUGAGAAGCAUUGAGAGAUCUCCUCUCAGUCGCGAGUUGCAAGAAGCGACAGUCCAGGAGUAUAAGGAACGAAUCUUUCGCGAAAGCAUUUCACAAGUCGCGGCAGGCCAGACGCUGGCUGAUUGGGUGAACCAAUUUUUCGUUGGAAGACAAGCCAAAAGAGCUGGCCGUGUGAAGCGGGCAGCUGGAAUCAUAGAGCAGAGGCAGUGUACAGAGCAGAGAGUGAGCAGCCGCAUUCCAGUAACGUUCAACCAGUCAUUAGGUGAAAAUUUCCAAGACUACUUGGAAGACGCUCUAGUUCAAGAAUCAGAGUGGGAACUUGAAGCCUCAAAGCUUUGCAUGCACUCGCAGAACCCCAGCUACAAGUCUGCAUACCGUGAUUUCGUGCUGGAGCGAAGUAUGUACUUUCGUGACUGGGACAACUACCGGAAGGCACUGUCGGUUGUUCACACCUUGCAGCGUUUCAAGAUCUACUCUGACAUGAAGACGUUUUGGAACCGACAUGUCGAUUUCAUUGGAACAGAGAUGGAGCCAAGCGCAGUGAUUGCUGCCAUGCACAGCCUGACACUUUUGAUCACUGGAAACAUGCAGAAGUUCUAUUGCCCAGAAGAGAUUGGCGUCGUUCUCUUGCAUGUGCCAAAGGCUGAAGUCACAUCAGCAGGAGAGAGGCUUCCAGCAUGGAGCUUCAAGCACUUUGAGCAUGAUGCCGGUCGCAUGAACCUUCUGAAUUUUCCGAUGGCUGAGAGUUCUGUGGCAAAGAAGCUGGCCAACCGGGAGGGCUCUGGUGCCACCAGUUCAGGCAUUAAGCAAGAAGUUGGGUCAGCGCCAGCGACCCCAGCAGAGCCCAUGUCAGCUUCAAAGACUUCUGGGAAGAGGGGUAUCCAUUGGACCUCUGAAAUGACCGAGCUCUGGACAGAUGCUGGCUUGUGCUCCGCCAAGAAACAGCGGACAGAAACAGAGACUGAUGAGAAGAUGGCAGGCUUGGGUGGCCCGGGCUCGCGUGUCAAUGCCACCAGUGCAAGCGAAGUGAAGAUCAAGAAAUCAGACAAGAAGUCAUCAUUCACACCUUUCAGUGAUGAUGAGAAGAAGUGUUUUCGCACAGCUGGGUUGUUCCUACAGUUCCUCUUUGAGGGGCGUGUCUGCCUUCGGGGCAAAGAUCUUCGUUUGUGGUCAGCGGCCCGUCCAGAGAUUCAGGCGACCUAUGUUGCAGCAAUGGACUUUGUGAGGGCUCCCGCUUUGGCUGGUACAGGGCCAGGUUCUGGUAGCAAAGAUGGUGGUCAGGCAGAGAGAAAGCUAUCCGCUUUGGAGUUGGCAAAGGUGCUCUGCAAAUCAUUUGUUCCCCCGCCUGUGCACCAGUUGGUCAUGGGCGAUGAUGAAGCUGGGGCUUUGAAACGCGUGGCAACUGUGAUGUCGACAGAGUAUUCAACCACUGCUUUGCCUUUGAAGUCUUUUCUGACUAGCGCAAUGAAGAUGCCAGUGAUGAUGCAUGACUCAAUCGUCCAGUGUGUCAAAAGGUUCCUGAACAGCGACUGCAAGCGAAUGGAAAUUGUGGACAUGAUUUGCAAAAUCCAAUCUGACCUAGAACAAGGCUUGCCGUUCAAAUGGGUAUCUCUGGCAGUUGACGUUGCAGAAUUGUUUGCAGGGCAGAGUUCGUUCGCUGAGGGCACACAAGAGGUAUUUGGAAGUGCUGAGAUCCUGGAAAAGUUCAUGUCGCUCCGUAUGCAGUACUUGCUGCACAUUGUGAGCUCUGCCGUGACUUCCGCGUGUGAGUUUGUGUUGACAGACGCUACCAAGGAGCAACUGGACUUCUUCUCGCUUCUACCUCAAAAGUUGAAGGGGCACAAGGAUUUCCUGACUUCAUUUGACAAUAUUCUGUCAUCCCGGGAUUGGGGUGUCAAAUGGGCAGAGGUUCUACAGCAGUCAGCUUCUGAAACGGACGUCGUGAAACAUGUCAAGCGAUUGACGCCUGCUAUGCAAGUGCAAGGGGGGCAAGGAGAGGUUUCAGGGAAAGGGGCAGGUGCAAAUGAUGAAAGGGCAAGCCUGCUAGAGAGCUUGAGGGCAAGUUCCAAAGUUGCCGAAGGACAAAAACCAUGCGCAAAGGCAAAGACAUUGAAACCUGAUGAAGAAGCUGGCAACCAGAAAGGUGCUGCCGUUGCCGCUCCAGCAGAAGUAGAAGUUCGUGGUGAAGCUGGUGAUGGCGAGGACAAGAAGAAGGAGAAGGAGUCGGAGAAGGAUCAAUCAAUGGUCACACUGAGUUCCUUCAACGACUUCAUGUCUGAGGACCACCAGAAACGUGCUGAAGACGAGUUGAAGUCCUUUGGCCUGAAAAAAGCUGGUGCGCUCUUCUUCAAGAAGUUGGAAACGUCUUUGAACUUGUGCUUGCUUGACAUCCUGCCUGAGUUGACCCGGGGUGAAUCCAGUGUCAAGAUCAAUGUCAAGGCAAUGAACAGCAAAUCAGCUAAGCAGGAUGGCUUGCAGGUAUCCCUUCCUGCUCCAGGUGACAUGUGCCUUCCUCAGAUCAACUACUUGACAACGACACAUUCAAAAGGAGCCACGUUGUGCACAAAAGCCUUUGGAGUUUCUCAGCUGGAUUGGAGUGGAGCAUAG
Molecule: messenger RNA, 2826 nt
Organism: Cladocopium goreaui
Lineage: Eukaryota; Dinophyceae; Suessiales; Symbiodiniaceae
Source: the annotation of a GenBank genome assembly